This is a messenger RNA of Hirsutella rhossiliensis, 1572 nucleotides long. RefSeq names its product mycolic acid cyclopropane synthetase domain-containing protein. Lineage: Eukaryota; Fungi; Ascomycota; Sordariomycetes; Hypocreales; Ophiocordycipitaceae. Gene Ontology annotation, biological process: cellular response to biotic stimulus. The record is from RefSeq and is a predicted model, not a curated record. Bases 1 to 1572 code for a protein of 523 amino acids. The transcript has 4 exons.
AUGUCGAAACCAACAAGCCUCAAUGGCAGCGAGAGCGAGUUCGAGUUCAUCGAGACUCCAAAGGCCUCGCCGCCGUCGUUUGAAAAGGAGGAGUGCGGCGUCCGUACUACAAAGUACCUGUCCAUCAAGAAUGGCCCGCUGCCCGCCGACGGCCCCGGCUCCGACUCGUUCAAUAACACGGCCCUCAUCGCCAUCCUCGUCGGCACCCCCCUCUACAUGACCUGGAAGAUUGGCGCUGGCCUCAAGACCUUUGUCUUCUUCGCCCUCCUCGUCGAUGUCCCGCUUCUCGUCACAUGGUGGCUCGUCGUCUCCGCCAUCAGCCCCCGCCGCAACGAAAAGGCCAAGUUGCCGGGCCGCCCGGUCGAGUAUUACCUGGAUUUCAAGAAAGAGUCGGACCGCGCCAAGUACCGCGGCUCCAACAAGAUACCCAUGGAGACCUUCCACGAGAUGUACUUUGACGGCGACGUCGACUUCAAGGGCGACUGCCUCGAGGUCAUGGAAUACCGCCACGACUGGGCCAGCUUCCGCUUCACCGUGAGCCUCAUCAGGUUCUUUCUCCUUGGCACGAUCCCCGAGCUCAUCAUGCACACCCGCUCCCAAGACGAGGAGCAAGUCCGAGAGCACUACGACCGCGGUGACGACUUUUACGGCUGGUUCCUUGGCCCUCGCAUGAUCUACACAUCCGGCAUCAUAUCCGACAUUGACAAGGAGGAGUCUCUGGAACAGCUCCAAGACAACAAGCUGGCCAUUGUCUGCGAAAAGAUUAGCCUCAAGGCUGGCGAGAGGAUGCUCGACAUUGGCUGCGGCUGGGGCACCCUCGCUCGUUUCGCCAGCGAAAACUACGGCGCCCACGUCACCGGUGUCACGCUUGGCCGCAACCAGACGGCCUGGGGCAACAGCGCCAUGCGCAAGGUUGGCAUUCCCGAGGAGCAGAGCAAGGUUUUGUGCAUGGACUAUCGCGACAUCCCCGUCCCCGAGGGCGGCUACAACAAGAUCACAUGCCUGGAGAUGGCCGAGCACGUCGGUGUCCGUCACUUCUCGGGCUUUCUCACCCAGGUCUACAACAUGCUGGACGACGAUGGCGUUUUUUUCCUCCAGAUUGCCGGCCUUCGCAAGCCCUGGCAAUACGAGGAUCUCAUCUGGGGCCUGUUCAUGAACAAGUACGUCUUUCCCGGUGCCGACGCGUCCACGCCUCUCGGAUGGGUCGUGGACAAGCUCGAGGGCUCUGGCUUUGAGAUCAAGGGCAUCGACACCAUUGGCGUGCACUACUCGGCGACUCUCUGGCGCUGGUACCGCAACUGGAUGGCCAACCGCGACAAGGUUGAGGCCAAGUACGGCAAGCGCUGGUUCCGUAUUUGGGAGUACUUCCUCGGCUACUCCACGAUUGCCUCGCGUCAGGGCACCGCGACCUGCUUCCAGAUCACGCUGGUCAAGAACAUCAACUCGACUCACAGAAUUGAGGGCAUCGACUCCCAAUUCGCCCUGGCGGGUGCUCUCAAGAACUGCAAGGCCGACUUGCAGACUUGGGCUGCCAAGAACAAGGUGACAUCGUCCACCGAGUUCCUGUCCUAA